Molecule: messenger RNA, 939 nt
Organism: Contarinia nasturtii (swede midge)
Lineage: Eukaryota; Metazoa; Arthropoda; Insecta; Diptera; Cecidomyiidae
Gene: Hyls1
Exons: 3
Coding region: 115-867 (250 amino acids)
Biological process (GO): cilium assembly
Cellular component (GO): centriole; non-motile cilium
Source: RefSeq, a predicted model, not a curated record
AGAAAUAUGUUUGUUUGUCAUCAACUGUUUGUUUUGAUCAUCGAUUGUGUCUUUAAUAACAUAGCAUCCACAGAAAAAAAUUGAAAUAAAAAAAUCAAUAAUUAUUAAAUAAAAAUGACCGCUGUCACCGUAGAACCGAAAAAGGUGCUUCAACUGAUAAAUAGCAUGGGAUAUAAGAAUGUAUCGGCGGCUGAACUAAAGGAAUUUACUAAAGAUCUGAAAAAGUUGAUAAAGUAUGAGCAGAAACCGAAACAACCGAAACAAAACCGAAACUCAUCAGACAAUUUACAACCACAAGUAGUACAUGCACCAGAAAAUGUAAUCAAUGUCACCAUUAUAAAAGAAGCCAGUCCAAAGAAAAGUGUUCAAACUGAGCAUAAGACAAAAUUCAUCGGAAGAGAUACUAAUAAAGCACAAGAUGCGGUGAAUACAGGAAGAGACUGCAGAGAUCCAGAGAGAGAUGAAGCAGUAAAGUUAUCGAAACGACUGUCACGACUACCAAACCAUGUUAAAAACAAAAUUCGAAGAGUCAGCAUAGCCCAGAGUGAUCCAAUGGAGUCUGAGACAAGAGAACCAGUGAAAUUACCGUCGAAAAGAUUGUUACGCUUAUCUGGCCAUGUCAGAAGUAAAAAUCCAAAAAUUGUGUAUAAAAACGGCGGCGUGAGUGUAAAAGGCGUUCUCGUUCGAAAUACACCAACAGAUCUAUACCAGAAAUACCAAGACGAUUGGAUAAAAUUUAAGUCGUUCAUUCCAGGCGAAAAUGAUAGACAAAGUGUUCGCCGUAGUAUUCGAAAGAAAAUGCAGCAAAAAGACGAAGAUGAUGACAAGGUUUAUGUUCAUUUUCCUGAUGAAACCGGAGACCAUUGACUGCCAAAGCAUGAAUACCUCAAUAUAAAGCAUAAUAAACUGAAAAUGAUUAAAACUACCGAGAAACCGUGA